AAUCACAAAGACCAACACCAGAAGCCGAGGAAAACCAAAAGUGAUUCCAUGGCGGGGAUUCAGAGCUCCAUGGUGGCGAUAAUGGCGGUCUUCGUCCUCUCUAUGCUCGCGCCGGCGGUGUUCGCUCAGUCUGACUGCGUCGCUAAUCUGAUACCUUGCGAGAACUACUUGAACAACAGCCACCCUCCGGACAAGUGCUGCUCCCCUCUCAAGGAUGCUGUGCAGAACCAGCUCGCUUGCCUUUGCGGUAUCUUCGAGAGCCCUAAUAUCCUCAAGGCCUUUAACAUCAACAUCACUCAAGCUCUCCAGCUCUCCGUGAACUGCGGCAUCACCUCCGACACCUCCCUCUGCUCCAAAACCGGAGCUCCUAGCAAUUCUCCUCCAGGAAAUCCUGCAAACAAUGGAGUUAGAAUGCUUGGAAUGUCAGGGUUGCUUGGCUUGUGCCUGUUCUGGUGGUCCCUUGUGGCAUAAGGAUUAGAACUUCCUUUGAUUUGGGGAAGUAGGACUGAUACUCAGUUUGAUAACCCUGUUACUAGAUCACGUUGCGGUUCUUGUUUUUCUGAUUCUUUAUUUAAACUUGUUUGAGAACUUCAUAUGAGGCUGUUUACUCGUUGCAUGAGUAUUGUAGCAUAGCCUUGGUGUUCAUAUAUAAAUCUGCAUGUCAAACAGUGUUAUUAGUUGUAUAAUCAACAAUGUAUCAUUGGAAUAAAUCUCCUUUGUAUUGGAUGACAUUGAAAGUAAUUCGUUUCUUC
Messenger RNA from Dioscorea cayenensis subsp. rotundata (Guinea yam), 752 nucleotides. Its product is annotated as non-specific lipid transfer protein GPI-anchored 8-like. NCBI's taxonomy places the organism in Eukaryota, Viridiplantae, Streptophyta, Magnoliopsida, Dioscoreales, Dioscoreaceae. The record is from RefSeq and is a predicted model, not a curated record. The transcript is spliced from 3 exons. The coding region runs from base 49 to 471 and encodes 140 amino acids.